Molecule: messenger RNA, 1118 nt
Organism: Siniperca chuatsi (mandarin fish)
Lineage: Eukaryota; Metazoa; Chordata; Actinopteri; Centrarchiformes; Sinipercidae
Product: dnaJ homolog subfamily C member 9-like
Exons: 7
Coding region: 210-971 (253 amino acids)
Cellular component (GO): nucleus; cytoplasm
Molecular function (GO): heat shock protein binding
Source: RefSeq, a predicted model, not a curated record
GGAGUCGGCAGGUGUCACAGCGGACAGGUCAGCCCGGCGAGGCGGAGACAGGAGCCGGGACGGGCCGAUACACGCUCCGGUCUGUCUCCGCCAGAAGAACUCCGCUCAGAAAUCAGUCAAGUCUAUUUCCUCGCUUAAAAACUGACAACAGAAACACGUCACGGCAUGAUUUAACACGUCAGAGCCUUCAUUACCACCCUAAAGCGACGAUGGGUCUGCUGGAGGACUGUCAGGAGCUGUUCGGAUCCUCAGACCUGUAUGAAGUUCUGGGUUUGGAGCGUUCGUCCUCGGAGGCCGAGGUCCGGAGAGGUUACUACAAGAACUCUCUGAAGGUUCAUCCAGACCGAGCGCCCGACGACCAGCGGGCCACGACCAGGUUCCAGACUCUGGGGAAAGUGUACGCUGUGCUGAGCGACGCAGAGCAGCGAGCCGCGUACGACGAGCGGGGCGUCGUCGACGAAGAGUCGGACUCUCUGACGCAAGAACGCGACUGGGACGAAUACUGGAGGCUGCUGUUUCCUAAAAUCCGCCUGCAGGACAUCCUGGACUUUGAGAAGACGUAUAAAGGUUCGGAGGAGGAGCGUCUCGACCUGCUGCGCCUCUACAGCGACUGCAGCGGAGACAUGAACCGCAUCAUGGACGCCGCCAUGUGUGCCGGAGCGGACGACGAGCCGCGAAUCAGACUCAUCCUGCAGGCGGCCAUCGACGGCGGCGACCUGCCGGCUCUGAGAGCGUUCACCCACGAGAGCCGCAGGAAGAAGGCGGCUCGCAAACGCAAAGCUGACACUGAGCGUGCUCAGUCCGAGCAGCUGAAGCAGGAGCUCGGCGUGGACGAGGGCGGCAGCCUGUCGGCCAUCAUCAAGAGGAGGGCGUCCUCUCGUGAAAGCGACUUCAGCUCUCUGAUUGGCCGAAUGGAGGAAAAAUACUGCAACAAGAAACCGAAGGCAGCGAAGAAGAAGCUGGAUCAUUAAACAGGUCUUCUUCUUCUGUGGUGGCUGGAAACAAGCAGAGCUGCGACUCUGAUUGGUCCACAGAUCUCAUGUGAUUUAAUAAACGGCUGCUGUGUCUUGAUGUUAUAUUGAAUGUUUCUGUAACUCGUCAAUAAAUGUUCAGAUGUG